GUGAGCAACCAUUGAGGGCGGCCAGGGUGCCAGUGAGCCCCCUCCCCUCCCCUCCCCCCCCCCAUCUGCUCGGUGUGUGGGCUGAGCUUCGAGGGGCUGAGCAUCAAUGGGGGACCACAUGACGGGAAACAACAAGGAGAAGCGUUACGAGUGCGACGUGUGUGGCAAGGCCUGGUGGUGCCCAAACGAGCUGGAGGCACACCGGCGGGUGCACAGCAGUGAACGGCCCUUCACCUGCUCCGACUCUGGAAAAGGCUUCAAGUCGUACUUGAACCUGAAGAGGCACAGGUGCCUGCACACGGGGGAGUGCCCCUACACCUGCAGCGACUGUGGCAAGGGCUUCACCCGCUACAACAGACCGCUGGAGCACCGGCGCACCCACACUGGUGAGAGCCCCUACACCUGCGUCCAGUGCGGCAAGGGCUUCCCCAGACCUAACCAGGACAUGAAGCAGGAUGUGGAACUCGGCCUGGUUCUCAUACUCAGCCAGCCAUCAGCCUGGCCACCAACUGGGCUCCAGUGGAGGCCCAACUUCAUCUCCGUUCUCGUCCUUGACCCCGGACCAAGGCUUGCAUUGAUUCCAGCGGCAGCUUUUUUGGCCCCGGUCACUGCCCCAUCCUAA
This is a messenger RNA of Amblyraja radiata (thorny skate), 622 nucleotides long. RefSeq names its product oocyte zinc finger protein XlCOF19-like. Gene Ontology annotation, biological process: regulation of transcription by RNA polymerase II. Lineage: Eukaryota; Metazoa; Chordata; Chondrichthyes; Rajiformes; Rajidae. The transcript is spliced from 3 exons. The record is from RefSeq and is a predicted model, not a curated record. Gene Ontology annotation, molecular function: RNA polymerase II cis-regulatory region sequence-specific DNA binding; DNA-binding transcription factor activity, RNA polymerase II-specific. The coding region runs from base 107 to 622 and encodes 171 amino acids.